AGCAGCCCCAGCACCCCCCACCACUGGGACGCCCAGGCACGCCAUGACCUCCUCAACAACCUCCAGCAUUACAAGCACGACCUGGAGCAAUGCGUGCCAGCCAACGGCAUGCUCUUCCAAGGCCAAGGGCCCCGCAACCUCCUGCUCAACAUCAGCAGAUACUUCAGGCACAUCCAGGACUUCCUCCACACCCACAACCACAGCGCCUGCGCCUGGGACCACGUCC
Pygoscelis adeliae (Adelie penguin) is the source of this 226-nucleotide messenger RNA. RefSeq names its product interferon-like. Lineage: Eukaryota; Metazoa; Chordata; Aves; Sphenisciformes; Spheniscidae. The annotation marks the transcript as partial. Gene Ontology annotation, molecular function: cytokine activity; type I interferon receptor binding. The transcript has a single exon. The record is from RefSeq and is a predicted model, not a curated record. Gene Ontology annotation, cellular component: extracellular region. Gene Ontology annotation, biological process: B cell proliferation; cytokine-mediated signaling pathway; T cell activation involved in immune response.